This is a messenger RNA of Schistosoma margrebowiei, 434 nucleotides long. The record is from the annotation of a GenBank genome assembly. NCBI's taxonomy places the organism in Eukaryota, Metazoa, Platyhelminthes, Trematoda, Strigeidida, Schistosomatidae.
UAACAACUAACCGUGUUUUUCGGAAAACUAUAGUCUAACUAAUUUUUCAAAUAAUCUAAGCUAUGUCAACAAAACUUUUACUCUGGAUAACAAUCACUUUGUAUGUUUUCACUUGGCAAACAAUCGAAGCAAGUAAAACUAAGUCAAAUGAAAUUUGUUCCACAUCUCAAAUCAGUAGAAUCCGCUACUCUAUAGAAACCAUGGAGAAUAUAUUAAGUCAGUGUGAGGAUGCUACAUUUGCUGGGGCGUACGCUAAACGCGGUCCAGAACCAUUAUGGGUAGUAGAAACUAAAUGAAUAAUCUUUGAUGCAUGAUGAGCAAAUAACUUUAAAAUGUAUUGUCCAAUUUCAAUUAUUUUAUUCAACUGAGACUAAAUCAAUUUUUAUGUGAACCGUUUUACUCAACAGAAUAAAAACAAACAUUCCUGUUUGAAC